AUGGACGCUGGUGCAUUGAGAACUGUAACUGGACAGAUAGGCACUUUAGUGCUUGAUAUGCAAGGUCACGUGCUCUCAUCUACUGGUGAGCUACGUGGAACUUCUGGAGAGAUUGCAGCCGAGACUAUUUACUCAAUGUUACAAGACACAAGCUGUGUGCUGGAUACCAGUCAGAAAGAGGAAUUACGGCGCAUGACCAUAAAAUUCCCGACAUACAACUACGUUGUAACGCAGGAUGCCGAGCAGAUUUACGUGAUCAAACGCAAUACUAUUCAGGAAUAA
Molecule: messenger RNA, 282 nt
Organism: Peronospora belbahrii
Lineage: Eukaryota; Oomycota; Peronosporomycetes; Peronosporales; Peronosporaceae
Source: the annotation of a GenBank genome assembly